GCUGAGGCUCCAUUAAAGGUUUCCUGCUGCUGUCCCUUCCUCUCUCCUUCCUCAGGCCGGUGUCACGCUGUCGUUAGUCGCCGGGGCUCCCGACCCCUGACAGAAAAGCCUAAUAAAAUGAAGAUCUGGGCGUCAGAGCACAUUUUCAACCACCCAUGGGAGACGGUGACCAAGGCGGCGAUGCAGAAGUACCCCAACCCCAUGAAUCCAAAUGUGUUUGGUGUGGAUGUUCUGGACAGAAGCGUGGACUCAACGGGACGGUUACACAGCACCAGGCUGCUCAGCACAGAGUGGGGGCUCCCCGCCAUGGCCAAGUCUAUCAUUGGGGUAACAAGAACAUACACGUACGUUCAGGAACAUUCAGUGGUAGACCCCAAAGAGAAGACCUUUGAGCUGAAAUCUACAAAUAUCUCCUUCACUAACCUGGUAUCUGUGGAUGAGAAGUUGACCUACAAACCACAUCCGCAGGAUCCUGAAAAGACGGUGCUGACACAGGAGGCUCUGAUCAGUGUGAAAGGUGUCAGUCUGAGUAGCUACCUCGAGGGUCUCAUGGCCAAGACCAUCUCUGCCAACGCUGGCAAGGGUCGGGAGGCGAUGGAGUGGGUCAUCAGACGACUAAACACAGAAAUCGAGGAGUUGGCGGCGACCGCUCGUGGCACUAUACGCGUUCCCAUGGCAGCAGCUGUUGCAGACAAAUGAUCCCGGCUUUCCACCGCUGCUUUGUCCGCCAUCAUGAACCGACGGACCUCUCAUACAUUUCCUCCCACCCAAUCUGCAAGCACAGCCUAAUAUCCACAGCCCCAUCCUUUCUUUGUGUGUAUAUCACAAGAAGUUGCUGUUCGUUCCUCCUCAGCAGUCUGCGUAGACGGGUUUGAUACUCGCCGCUGUGGGCAGUGAUGGGGAGCGUUGAGCUGAUGACGGUAUAAAAAACAAACAGGGUUGAAUUGGACUGCACUUGAAGCUCAUAGGACGUAGUCUUGUGAUGUUAAAGCUCUUUUUUUUUUCUUUUAUAAAUAUUCACACUGUGCCUCCACAUCAUUUCAUAAGUUUCCUCUUUUCUUUUCUCCCCUUCAUCUUAAACUUUUAAUCUCUCUUAUGUUCCCUUAUUAUUUCCAAAUCCUUUAACGGCUGAAAUGAAGUCACUUGUUACUGACUUUUUCUGGAUUGGCUGAUCUUGCUUUGUACAACAGAACUGACCAAAGUUUCUCGAAGCCAAAACCCCCUCCAGCAAUCAAAACGGGCUGUAACAAAGUAUGAAAGAACUGAAAUUGUAAGUUACACGCUGCACUAGCGUGAUAUCUAAGGUCUCUCUGUUUUGUGGUAAAGACAGGUGCAGCUCAGAGGAAGCAGAGCUGAGCGCAGGUUACGUGGCCAGACAACGAAUCCAGUUUGUGGGUGUAUUUGCAUGGUGUUGAACACAAAUUGAACUUGUCCAGGUCUGGUACAGCCUGUCGAGUCUUGUGCCAUCAGGUGGAAGUACACCAGCUUUCUGAGUGAGUCUGUGUAAUCCAGAAUACUUUUGGGUGCAGUGGUCCAAAGCAGUCCACACCACAGGAGCAGAGGGUAGUGCUGAUAAGGUUUUGUACAACGAUGAAGACCAGCUAAAACUUGCAAUUUAUCGAAGUCUCGAAGCCUUUAUUUGUUUACCGUAAUUUGCUUUUUGAUAUGGAUCUGUCUGCUGAAGAUGUCAGCAUGGUAUACUGCGCUGUAGUCACUUCUGGUGGUCACAUUCUGAUCUUCUGGAUACAAACAACUUGAUUUCUGUGUGUCUCUUGUUUCUUCUCUGUUCUAUAGUUAAGUGUUAACAGUAAGAAUGUGCAUACUUGAAUGUCUAACUUAUUUUCAGCAUGUGUACUUACACUUUCACUUUAAGUAGCAGGAAGUCCUUAAACAAUGCAGGGCUUUAAAAUGAGUGUUUGAGCACUGAGCAACAUGUUUGCAUUCACCUCAGUGUUUCAUUUGUUGUCUUGUAAGAGGAGCUCUGCAGGGUUGUGUUCAGAAUCACUGUGUGCUGUCAACCCCUAAACACUUUUCAAGCUAUAUUUAUUAUCAUGAACAAAACAACUUUGUACUUCAUACUGUCUGUAGAUGGUGUUAUUUAUAAUACAUUUGUAUUAGCAAAUAUUGACAAAGGCUGUUAAAUUGUGUUCGAUUUUAAAAGCUGUUAGCUUGUGGUGUUUUUAUAGUUCAUUUCCCUUUGUUAUGCCAUUGCAGACUCUCAGGUGCUACAUAGUUAGCAUAGUUUUUUUUCAGUUUCCCUGUUUGCUUCUUUCAUAAAAACCGUGUUAAAAUAAAGCCAACAUAAUCUGUAAUUCUUAUUCAUUCUUCUCUCUAGAAAUUGUAAUAACAGUUCUGCAAAUUGACACGUUUACAUUUAAAGUGGUUAGUGGUUCAACUAAAACUAUUUGUGUUACAGUAUCUGUUGAUGGAGCUCAGCAUCACAAGUCUCCACAGUCAGUAUCUCCAUCGACUGUCAUGGUUUCAGUUAGUACUUUUCACACCUGCUUCCAGUUCAGCUGAGCUUCUUUUGAAAGGCGUGUUCAUAGUCAACUAACUGUUACAUCUCAUGUAUUUUCCAGCUCAGGAUCAUUCUGUUUGAAGUCUGGUCUGGUCGCUCAGCCAGUCAGUGGAUAGUGGCAGUGUCUCUUCAUGAAGUGAGACUUUUUUUUUUUUUUUUUUUUUUUUUCUGUGAGGAACAGUGGCUGUAAAUAGGCUUAUUUAUAUUUUGUUGUUGGUGUUACAUUCCAAGAAUGUCAACAUGUAACAGAAUCUAAAGAGUGCAGACUGAAAGGUUUCAAAAUAAACAGAUGUCAUUGUUUGAUGAA
This is a messenger RNA of Micropterus salmoides (largemouth bass), 2825 nucleotides long. RefSeq names its product PRELI domain containing protein 3B-like. The record is from RefSeq and is a predicted model, not a curated record. Gene Ontology annotation, biological process: phospholipid transport. NCBI's taxonomy places the organism in Eukaryota, Metazoa, Chordata, Actinopteri, Centrarchiformes, Centrarchidae. Gene Ontology annotation, molecular function: phosphatidic acid transfer activity. Gene Ontology annotation, cellular component: mitochondrial intermembrane space. The transcript is spliced from 6 exons. Bases 118 to 699 code for a protein of 193 amino acids.